AUGGGUCAGCGUUCAAGAGACUAUUUUUUCUACUUUGCAUACGGUAGUAAUUUAUUUAAGAAACGAAUACUUAUUAAUAAUCCCUCUGCAAUAUUUGUCGCAGUUGGCCAACUCAACAAUCACAGAUUUGACUUUGCAAAAUAUAACGCAAAUUGGAAAGGAGCAGUGUGUACAAUAGUCCCAACGGAAAACGAGGUUGUAUGGGGAGCUGUUUGGAAACUGCAUAAUGAUGAUCUUCCGGCGCUGGAUAGGCAAGAGGGAGUAGCAAUAAAGGAAUACUUUUCAAAAAUAGUAAAUAUAAUAGCAAAUAGAACAAACCUUGAAUGUAGAACCUAUCAACACUUUUUCGAGCCUCCACUAGAAAGGAACAUACGCUUCACAUUUGAACAUCUUCCUGAAAAAAGGCGACCGUCUGUUAGUUACUUAAACUGUUUGAUCAAAGGAGCCAUCGAAUGUAAAUUGCCAUCUAACUACAUUAGUAAAUUGAAAAAAAUACCACAUAAUGGCUGCUUUGCUUCUCCUCAAAUAAGGAAAUUUCUAGAUAUAUAA
This is a messenger RNA of Arctia plantaginis, 549 nucleotides long. NCBI's taxonomy places the organism in Eukaryota, Metazoa, Arthropoda, Insecta, Lepidoptera, Erebidae. The record is from the annotation of a GenBank genome assembly.